Messenger RNA from Glarea lozoyensis ATCC 20868, 2187 nucleotides. RefSeq lists its product as uncharacterized. The transcript is spliced from 3 exons. Lineage: Eukaryota; Fungi; Ascomycota; Leotiomycetes; Helotiales; Helotiaceae. The record is from RefSeq and is a predicted model, not a curated record. The coding region runs from base 1 to 2187 and encodes 728 amino acids.
AUGGACUGCCAAAUGGAAAAAGAGGAGCUGCCAAUAUCAGCUAAUCCUCCUAAUAGUAAAGACACCGCAACUCUCAAGCGUACAGAAGAUGAGAUCUCAUCAACCAUAACCGUGGCACCUCCACCCGCCUUGAAAAAGCGUGCAAAAUCUUCUCGAUCCCGCCAUUCCAAAAAGGCCAAGAAGAGAACAGCACGACCCUUAGAUUAUCUCCAUGACUCAUCUGCCGAUGAUGAGGAUUCUGAUCCCGAUUAUGUGGAGAAGGAACACAACAAAGUGUAUAGGAGUCAAGUGAGUAGCGCCGAAACGGAUGGUACGAGAAGGCCCAUCAGAAGUAAUUGGCGCUCUCCAAUUGGACCGGAUGAUAAGAUCGUUAAGACUUUGAUGGGGAUGGGUGGAGAUGAUGAGACGGACGAGGGAAUGAAAAGAGAUGACGAAGAGGCUGAGGAUGAAGAAAAAGUUCCUGAGAAGCCAGAGACUCAAAAGAGUCUCACUGCCAGGAGAGAGAAUCUGAAGCGAGAGGCAGCCAUUGAGCAAAUCAAGAUCUGGGGCGACGACCGUCCAAUCUAUAAAACGAUACUCGUCGAAGAAAAGGGCCAGAAGCGGUACGAGCACAGUCUUCAAUCCUACUGUCAAGGCAAAACCGACGAUACACUUCGCAACGAGAUGAGCAGACAUGUCCACGACACCAUCAACAAAUCUCGCUUACGGACUAAAGCCGAACUCGACACGAUGGGAUGGACCUAUAUUGAACCCGGAAUCCCACACUAUCUCGUCACCAAUCACGGAGUGAGAAUCUUUCUCUUCCUCGCUAUAUCCGCGGAGAUGAUAUUCGGAUUGAAAGACGGCAUUUUGGAAGGUGAGGAAGGAUUGAAGGCUAUACAGAAGAUAUAUGCAGCGCCUGAUCUCGAAGCCAGACUUAAGAAGAUGGCGCAUUCUAAUCAAGCGGCUUUUAAGGGAGAGGCAUGGGAUUUCGGACCUACGCAUCAGAUGGGAUCGCGCUUUAAUGCUCGUGGACCGAUUCUGAAGCAUGGAGAUCCGGAAUUUUGUCGUGCGAGUCGGAUUAUGACGAAACAUGCGUGUACGUUGCUUGAGACAUUUGUCUCGGAAGAUGAUCAAAUGGUUGAGGCUGCCAAGCGUUAUUUUGUUGAUAAUGCGUCGAUUUCUAUGUCUGAUGAGAAUAACUUCACGUUAUGUGGACAUCAAGUCAAUAUCUCGCCUAUUUCGAUGGUGCCGAAUGGUGGAAGAAUGUUGCCGGGUAGUAUCAAGUCGAAUGGAGAGCUUCAUAUUGAUGGGAAUGAUGUACGACACAGCUUGACGGUUGUGAUCAAUCUAUCUACGGAUCCAGCUGAUCAUUUUUGUGGACGUUUCAACCUCCCAGCUCAGCGAAUUACAGUCACGACUGACCCUUUCUCGGCCGUUAUCUUUCGAGGUACGCUACCACAUUUCACGACUGGCGGAGGACCAUAUUCUCCUGAAGCACCUUUGGGCUCGCCGUUGAGAAUGCCAAUCCCGGAGCAUCUCAAAGAUCAUUGGACUCCCGGAUUGGCAAGCAAACGCAUUGCAAGUGUCCAUUUUGCAAAUCGAAAUCUUGGUAACCCUUACCCAUUGCCGCGCUUUACCAAAGACCUCGUUUGCGAUGGAGCCAUCUCCCUCUAUCAAACUCAACGACAUCUGAACGAAACUCGCUUAAGACUGGCAAUGAAAAACGCGUUCAUGCUGGAGCAUCCAGAUGAACCCAAACAUCCACCGCCCAAUACGGAUCCCGAAUAUUGGUACGGACAGUUUUCAUGGAUCAACGAAAAUGGUGAACAGGAAUCUGUCAGUCGCUGGAUUGUAGACGAGAAACUGAAAUACAGGGGACGAGAAGACCCGGUGCUGAAAAAGCUGCACAAGGAUCUCCAGAGCGUCUCGUGCCAGGUGCGUUAUCCUAAGCCGCUUGUACUAGACGAGAAUGGAAACAUACCACCAGUACAGUAUCGAGCGAACGGAAGGAGAAAAGAACCGCCGCCGAUAUACAUGAAGCAACCAGCUGAGGUUCGCUGGAACAAUGUCAACGGCGAGAUGCCUCCGUUCCAACCGACGGUCGACAAGGUGCCUGGCAAUCCAGCGUGGGCCCCGGAAGUGGUUCCUGGGCCAUCUGAUAUACGUCGUGGAGGCUUGCGUAGAUACUUCAGACCAAUUGUCUAA